GGAGAAGAUAACACGUUCUGUGUACUGUUCUGUUACAAACUCUCUCUCCCUUCGACCCCGAAAGCUCCAAACUUUCUCUCUCUAAAAUCUAACCCCUGAAAUAUUGUAAAAUUACAACAGAGUCCCAACAUGUCCGCCAUCACCUUCUCCUCCAUUUCUGUCUCCAAAUUCAUCACCUUCUCCUCCAUUUCUUCCUCAAGUUUCCCAAAGUAUCCAACUCCGUACCCUUCACUUUCACCCAAAUUCCCACCGUAUCCCCUCACUCACUCUUCCAGAAAGCUCUCGGUCCCGGUGUUUUCCAAGCCCUCCGAGGCGGAGGAAGAAGAGGAGCAGUCGUCGGCGCCGGAGGACGAGUGGCUGAAGAAGCUGCCGGACAAGAAGAAGCCGCUGUACGCCCACAGCCUCCCCUGCAUCGAGGCCUGGCUGAGGAACUUGGGGUUUUACCAGAGCGAAGAGGACCGGGCGGUUUGGCUGGUGGAGAAGCCCGAGUGGCACGCGCAGCUCUCCCUCGACGUCACCGAUUUGUAUGUGAGGUAUCUAAAGACUGGACCGGGAAAUAUUGAAAAGGAUGUGGAGAGGAGAUUUAGUUAUGCACUGAGCAGAGAGGACAUUGAGAAUGCAGUGCUUGGAGGGCCAUGAGGACAACAAAAGAUUAUUCCUGCAGGCAUGUGGUUUGCUCUUCUGAAUUUAUUGACCUCUCCGAAGGCACUAAAUACUUCAUUGGUUGAUGGACUUCUGUGGACAGGUUACUUUCGAGGGUUACGAAAGUAUUUAUCAUCCUUUCCACACUAGGAAUUUGAGGCAAAUAAUAGGCUGUGUUAUUUGUAACUUGAAUUGGCCGUGUCAUAAGAGCCUCCGUGAUCAGAAUCGUAAUUUUUCGGUUAGAGCUGGUACUGUAGGAGGUGCUGAUUGGUGCAAAUGCUUUAGACAAUUUCAGAUCGAAUGUAUACUUCUCUAUGAUUAAUCAGAGAUUUUAUUUUCCUUUGAAUGUGUUA
Messenger RNA from Malus domestica (apple), 995 nucleotides. RefSeq lists its product as uncharacterized. Lineage: Eukaryota; Viridiplantae; Streptophyta; Magnoliopsida; Rosales; Rosaceae. The record is from RefSeq and is a predicted model, not a curated record.